This is a messenger RNA of Sebastes umbrosus (honeycomb rockfish), 4226 nucleotides long. RefSeq names its product zinc finger, FYVE domain containing 1 (gene zfyve1). NCBI's taxonomy places the organism in Eukaryota, Metazoa, Chordata, Actinopteri, Perciformes, Sebastidae. Gene Ontology annotation, molecular function: zinc ion binding. The transcript is spliced from 13 exons. The coding region runs from base 539 to 2713 and encodes 724 amino acids. The record is from RefSeq and is a predicted model, not a curated record.
AAUAUAUCCACUUUAUUUGUUUAAGUCAUGGAUGUAUUAGGUUUAAGUAGCCAGGUUGCUAAUGUCAAACAACCUUUAGAAACAAUUCCAGGAUUAUAUAAGUUCGUAUUUGGUACUAUAAAAUAGUUUAUAAAUAGACUUAAAAGCACUGAUUUAAAGCAUCGGCUUUCUUUGCAACUUCAUUUCCCAGAAUGCAUUGCGGGUUUGUUAUGACUUUUGAACUCUGGGUAAAAACAAGCCGAUCAGCUGAUUGUAGAAGCAACAACAUCUUACAGGAGUCUGGCACACAGAACAGCUCGGCUAGCUGACUUUCUCUAUAUGUGGCAGUCCGGCGGUAUGCUGUUAGACAUUAUAUACGUACGUGUCAGGUUUUAGAGUAGUGUUGAGGCAGCAUUAUAGCUAGUCGACCGUCGGACUGGUAGCCAGCUGCUAGGAGAACUACGCCUGCGGGGGUUCAGACGAGGCUGCCUUUGAGUGUGAUGAAUGCGGCAGCCUGCAGUGCGCCCGCUGUGAACUGGAGCUCCACCGCCAGGAGCGGAUGAGGAAUCACGACCGGGUCCGGAUCGCACCGGGUCACGUCCCCUUCUGCGACUCCUGCAAAGGUGACAGCAGCUGCAGCGGCGGAGGGCGGCUCAGGGCAGUGGUGCGCUGCCAGGGUUGUAAGAUCAAUCUGUGUUUGGACUGCCAGAAACGCACCCACAGCGGAGUCAACAAGAGGAAGCACCCAAUGACACCCUACCCGCCUGCCAAAGCUGCCCAGGACAACUGCGUGUCCGACGGGGAGUCAGAGAUGGAUAUCCUGAGAGCCGAGCUGGAGAGGGUGUGCAGCUUCCUUCUGGUGGAUGAGAGGGAGGAGAUGCAGGUGAAGGAUGAGGACGAUUUUGUGAGCAGACUGGGCUGCAGGCAAGAUGAGCUCCUCAAAGUGGUCUCCAUCUUUGGAAACACUGGGGAGGGCAAGUCCCACACCCUGAACCAUACGUUUUUCCUCGGACGAGAAGUGUUCAAGACCUCGCCCACCCAAGAGUCCUGCACCGUGGGUGUGUGGGCAGCUAUGGACCCCGUGCACCGGGUGGUGGUCAUCGACACAGAGGGACUGCUUGGGGCUGGAGCUAAUCAGGGCCAGCGAACACGCCUGCUCCUCAAAGUCCUGGCUAUUUGUGAUGUGGUCAUCUACCGAACCCAUGCCGACCGUCUCCACGAUGAUCUCUUCAAGUUCCUUGGUGAUGCAUCAGAUGCCUACCUGAAACAUUUCACCAGGGAGCUGAAAGCAACUACCACCCGUUGUGGUCUAGAUGUCCCGUUGUCCACUCUGGGCCCUGCUGUGAUCAUCUUCCAUGAGACGGUCCACACAAAGCUACUAGGGUCAGACAAACCAUCGGAAUCGGCCGAGCGUCUUCUCCAGGAGCGUUUCAGGAAGCUGGGUCUGUUUCCCGAAGCGUUCAGCUCCCUCCAGUACCGCGGAACUCGGACCUACAACCCUCCCACAGACUUCAGCGGUCUGCUGCGCACCCUGGAGCAGCAACUGGACAACAACACCACCCGCUCGCCACGCUCUGCAAGCGUCAUCUACAAGGCUCUGCAGGCCCUGAGUGAGCGCUUCAGCGGGGACAUUUCAGAUGAGCACAUGACCAGUAACUCCUUCUUCCCAGAUGAGUACUUCACCUGCUCCAGCCUCUGCCUCAGCUGUGGUUCAGGCUGUAAGAGAAGCAUGAAUCACCUGAAGGAAGGACUCGACCACGAAGCCAAACAUCGCUGCCGCUACUCUGCUCAGUAUGACAACCGCAUCUACACGUGCAAGGCCUGCUACGAGGGAGGGAAGGAGGUUAUAGUUGUUCCCAAAACGACUGCCUCGUCUGACUCACCGUGGUUUGGCUUGGCCAUCUACGCCUGGUCUGGGUAUGUAAUCGAGUGCCCCAACUGCGCCGUGAUCUACAGAAGCAGGCAGUACUGGUAUGGAAACCAGGAUCCAGUGGAAACAGUGGUCAGAACAGAGAUCCAGCACAUCUGGCCUGGGUCUGACGGCUUUUUGAAAGACAACAACAACGCGGCCCAGAGGUUGCUGGAUGGAGUCAAAUACAUUUCUCAGUCGGUGUCUGAACUCAGCGUCAAGCCUGCCAAAGCGGUCACCUCCUGGCUUACCGACCAGAUCGCUCCCACGUACUGGAAGCCCAACUCCCUUAUCCUGAAAUGCCAUAAAUGUGGGGAAGAGUUCCAGCCCAACGACACCAAGCACCACUGUCGCGCCUGCGGAGAGGGCUUCUGUGACUCCUGCUCCUUGAAAACCCGGCCGGUCCCGGAGAGGGGCUGGGGCCUCGCUCCUGUCCGAGUCUGCGAUGCGUGUUUCCACAACAGGGGAAUCUCAACUGAGUUGCUGGAUGCUGCCUUGGAGGAGGAGGGGGGCACCCUGAUUGCCAGGAAGGUCGGGGAGGCGGUUCAGAACACAUUGGGAGCUGUGGUCGGCGCCAUCGACAUACCUCUCGGCCUGGUGAAGGACGCGGCUCGCCCGGCCUACUGGGUCCCAGAUCAGGACAUCCACUCCUGCAGCGAGUGCCAGAGGGAGUUCUCCCCGCGUCUCUCCAUCCACCACUGCCGCGCCUGUGGCCAGGGAGUGUGCGACGACUGCUCCCAGGAGCGACGCGCCGUGCCCUCCCGUGGCUGGGAUCACCCGGUGAGGGUCUGCCACGGCUGCAACCAGAAACCUGGGGAGCUCUAGCAGGACGAGGAGGAGCAGGGAGGACGGUUAAGGACGCCUGCGAGAACUGGAAUUGACAACAUUUUGACAUUUGGCUCAAAGGCUUCCCUUUUUGUCUCUUUUUUAGUGGCAUUUCUUGGCUGCCACUAGACUGCUUGUGGCAGGUUGGACUCUGUUUAUUAUAUCUCAACGCCGUCCUCACAUCACAUCAGUCCCUUUGAUGCUAUUUCACUUUAAUAUGCCUAUAUUUUACACUGUGAAGAAUACCAGUCAGAGCGAGACUUGAAUAUCAAGAAGGUAGGUGAGAUAAAAACUCGACAGAGUUUUAUGAAAGUGAGUAUUGUACGUGCUUGCUUCCAAUUGAGUUCAGGUAAAUACCCAUGUACAGCUUUUGAUCCUUUAAAGUUUAUAUUAAUGCACAUGAACUCCUUUUGGCAAUCCCCCCCAGUGUGACACACUAGUACUAUUAGCACCUUUUCGUAGUCUGGGGCUACACGUGUGAACCGUUUAAUAAUAGAAGUACUCAUCUUUAAACUGAUUCCAGUUUAGCACUUUUAUUUGAAGAAUGUUUCUGCAGGAGCCCUGGAUGUAGCAUUCAGGGCUGGCUUCAGAGGAAAACGACGGAAAACCUGGAAAAUGAUCCACCACACUUGAUUCUGAUCCUUUUGAAUGGAUCUCCAGUAGUUUUCCUCUGCCGUCAGCCCUGCAGGCUUCAUCUUUCCUGCCACUCUUUGGCUUCAGGAGGAUUCGAACAAUCAGAAGCCACUGAUGUACUGCAGCACCGAGAUGCAUUCCAACUUAUAUAAUUACUUAACGUCUUACGUAAUCCCUCAUUAUGUUGUGGUUUUGCAUUUUGAAUGGGCAGAUGAUAAUAGAACAGCCUUAAUAAUACUGCCCAAGAUGUUUAAAUUUUACAUAGAUUAUACAUACAGUAUAUGGGAAAAAAGUUUACUUUAAUAGGGAAAAUUUUAAAUGGCCUCGUUUUUGUUUUUUUAAAUGUAAAAAAAAAAACUACUAUCUGCUAACAAGACAAAUCUGACUUCAGUGGGAUGAAACACAACAGGAACUGCUUUUAUAGAGUGGCUGGCUCACAGUAGCAAUAAGGUACCGGAAAGACUUGAAACCAUCCUUGAGGCUGGCCCCUCAAAACAGGAAAUAAGUAGAAGAGUAAUCUAUUACUCUUCUAACAACUCAGGCUGUGUAGCUAGUUAGCUAGGAGCAUCAACGUUUGAGACUGUAAUGCACAAUUAUCUGACAAAUACACAUGAUUAUGAUGCAGUUAGGCUUUUGACUGAACACCUAGGCAUUUUGAGGUCUGACUGUAGUGAUGGUUAACUUGUUUUUUUUUUUUUAAAUGACUGACAGGGAGAGUUGGUUUGGUUACAAAGGCAACAAAUAAGCUGAAAUAACAGUGAACUAUCUCAUCACUGUCCCAUAUCUCAGAGAGAUGUUCAAUGAAUAUCACAAGGAACAAAUCAAUACCGUUAUAUUCAUGUAUGCUCAUACAGUAUGUAUUAAAAACUGCAGAAACUCA